Messenger RNA from Kalmanozyma brasiliensis GHG001, 2373 nucleotides. RefSeq lists its product as uncharacterized. Lineage: Eukaryota; Fungi; Basidiomycota; Ustilaginomycetes; Ustilaginales. The record is from RefSeq and is a predicted model, not a curated record. Bases 1 to 2373 code for a protein of 790 amino acids. The transcript has a single exon.
AUGCCAUAUCCACCGAGAACAGGCGAGUCUGCGUCCAGCAUAGCUUUCUCCUUGAAUCCUCGCGACUCCCGUGUGGUCAGCAUCUACGACAAAUACUUGUACGAUCCAAAGGACCUCGAAUCCUCGGAUCCGCGCCGCCGAGAACUCGCGCGCAAAGCAAGUCAGCUCAAACUUCACGGUCGCCCUGCCAACGAUCUGGACGCCAACGGUCUGCGCGCCGCCAAGCCCUCCAAUCUAGCUCAGCGCAGAGAUCCUGUGGGCGCCGGCUCAUCCAAAGACCAGCGACCAAGUCGUGUCAGCACACAUUCACAAAGCCAUGAUCGCGACUCGGGUGCUUUCGGUCUAGGUUUGGGCAUGCUCGGAGGAAGCGACUCCGAGUCGGAUUCGGAUAGCGACGACGACCGCGCGCGAUCCAAUCGAUCAGGUCUCGACAGGCUCGAGCGCAGUCAGGACUCGCAAAGGCCCGAAAGCUGGACCGAUCGCGCCGUCGCCGUCGGACACCGCCCUCCUGAUAGUGCUUCGCAGAACCCGCCCUCGCUUAAGCUCCUGGCGCUCAAAUCGUCAAGGCAAACCAGCGUCCUUUCCAGCACCUCCCGCGACGAGAGUCACAGUAGGCUUGCCGUCGACAGCAACUUCGUUGACCGAACAUCACGCCACGGCAGCACCAUCGGAUUUGGGGCUCCCACCACAGACGAUGAGCAUCUUUCGAAAUCGGUCGACUCCAACAACGGCGCCCAAAGGCUCAGCGCCCGCACAGCCUUGACCAAGCAACUCGGUCUCAUCACUCCGAACCCAGUGCCGAGCAAUCGUGCCCCUUCCCCCAACCAGCAGGCAGCCCCUCUCGAUUACUUUGACAGUCGCGCUCCCAACGCUACUCAAGCUCGCUCGCCACCUCGCAACGCAGGUCCUCCGCCCAUCGAUGUUGCUCGAGCUCAACAGCACGGUCCUUCCGGUCCUUCUGGCUCGCAAAACAGCGCACGUGGCAUUCCGUCGCCCAUCGACAUUGCUCGAGCUCAACAGCACGGUACCUUCGGCUCGCAAAACAGCGCACGUGGCAUGCCGUCACCGAUGGGAUCGCAGCACGGAUCCGUGACGACACCCAACAGCGCGACGCCUUUCCGCUCUCCAGCCUACGGUCCUGGUGGCUUGCCAUCUCCUCAUCAUCAUCCACUUAACCAAGGACCCAUGCCGCCGAACGUCCUGCAAAGAGGCCCGCCUUCGCCGUAUGGCCAGCGUGGCCCGAUGACACCGACUGGGCCCGGUGGACCCGGCGCUCCAAACCAGCAACCGUACAACAAUGGUCCGAACCGCCCUGCACCGAAUGCGGCUCAUCCCUCUUCGCUCCAGGCCGGGCCUGGCGCCAGACCUCCACAGCAUCCCAACAACGUGCAGAGAGGACCUGGCCUGCAGGGGCAGAUGAACGCCGCAGGCAGAGGUCCGCCCGGACCCAAUGGGCAGUUCGGCCCGUCUUUCUCGGAUGCUCCUGGUCCUUCGAAGCGGCAGUCGAUCUUCCGAAGAUCCAUGGCCAUGCUUGGCGGUGGUGGGCCUCAGGCGGGUCCCCCUGGCCAUGGUCCUGGAUCUCACGGCGCACCGCGACCGCAGCCGGGCCAGAAGCGCCAGUCCCUUUUCCGACGGAGCAUGGCUAUGCUCACAGGAGGCGGAGGACCACCCCACGGCACCAACGGACCGCCGCCACAGCUACCCGGUCAGCAAAUGCGCAUGCCGGUACCUGCCGUUCCUCGCGCUUCUCCUGCGCCGCGUGUGCAAGGUCUGCAGGACGACUUUGAGAAGCCUGAUCAUCCACGUAAAUCGCAAUACCUUGGCGCCGGUGGUGAAGGAGCAGAGUGGGACACCAACGGCGAAGGGGCCAAGUUCUGGCGUCGCUUCUCCAUCGCGCAAAAGACGGCUGGCACGGACAAGGUCGAAGCCGGCAGCAGGACGUGGAUGGCCUCCAUGGCGAGCGGAAGGAGGAAACUCAUCGUCAUGAGUGUCAUCGCUCUCGUCACCUUGGUCGGCAUCAUUGUCGGCGUCAUCGUGUGGAGAGAGACGGUUGCGCCCUCAGGUUCCAACUCCGACGAGCCCACCGCGAUCAACAAGGCCAACCUCACACCCGACAACGGCAACUCAUCUGGGUCUUCCAGCAUCAACACGGGAAGCACCACCAGAAGGGCCAACUCUGCAGCCACGUCCACAGCCAGCUCCAACUACUCGUCCAGGUCGUUGCAUGCCGAUGCGAUCAUCGACGACGUGGUUAAGCGGCACCACCGCGCCAUCCACGAUCAUGGCGCACCGAAGAUGCGCAGGCGACACUUUGGCCGAGCCGUCGCUGCAACACCGCCCCAGCAGCAAGCAGGGUUUGCCCAAGUGGACUGA